UCUUCGUUCCCAGGGUUCCGUGAGAGCCGUUUGCCCCACCCCACCUCUUCAACGCUAUCUAUCUCAAUGUUCAAUCCUCAGAGAGAAAAGGGGGCAAAAAUAAUUCAGAGUAACACCGCAAAGAAACGAUUCUCCUUUCCCCGACCGGUUCACCGGAGCCGACGCGGCCUCUCGGUGGUAAAAGAUAAACGUCUCGCCGUUGGACCAGUGAUUGAAAACACCGCGGUAUGUUCAUGUAUCAUGCACAUGUAACCAUAAUCUGCCAUACGGAUUCAAAGGGAAUACAAAAAGCUGAGAGACUUGACAGCGGGCUGUACCUGCGCCAAACUACGGGGAAAUAACGGAGGAUUUUCCCACGAGUAUCACCUGGAUAUUGCGUUAUAUUCAAGGACAUCCAACUGCCAAAAAACCCAACCGCCUUUGCUUCCCGAUGUGAGGAGAAAUACAAAUUAACGUUACAGAGAGAAACCGGACUGAGAAGGGGCCUUUUUUCUUUUGGGGUCUGGUCAAACCCUCAGAAAAAAGCAAAGCACCAGCAUCUGUUGACAGGGAGAGGAAAGGAUUUUGACAUCGGCUAAAAACAGGAUAUUAUUGAUAACGACGACAACCCCCCCCCCCCCCCCCCCCCCCCCAAAGAAACGGUGUAUAAUGUGACGGGUUUGAAAGACGGUGGUGAUAGAGAAAGAAGCCCCGGUGUAGCCUGAUGAUUCACAUGCCGUCAUUUUAAGAGGAAAUAUUUAUUUUGUAUUUGUUUCCCACCCUCCCUCUGAUGUGCUUUGGUUAGGUGGAUUGCAAAAAAAAAAAAAAAAAAAAAACUAAUAAUAAUAAUAAUAAUAAUAAUAACCUAAAACAUACAUUUAAAGGGUAAAAAAAAAAAGGUCGAGAAAAUAGGAUUUUGAGUGGAAAAGGAUUGAAUGGCAGUGUGAGAUAUCUGCCGAAGAUGGGCUCCAGAGGAGACAUUUGCUAAGAAAAUUAAACAUACUAACGUGAAAAUAUAUAUGUUGUAAAAGCCAGCGUUUAAAUUGAAAACCCCUCUGAGGAAACAGGACCACCGACGUUCAUUCAUGUACAUUGCAAGCCUGGAAAUUUCACCUCCACUCUCGUAUCAAUGUUGAUGACUUCAUUGCGGAUUUACAGUGAAAAACACAAGAAUCAAGCGUCUGAGAGGGCGGCAUCGUUGCUGUGUUCCUUUUCUCUUUUUGUUCUAGUGAUCUAUUGUUGAUAAAUUGCUAGUAAAUAGCCACAUCCAUCAGAUACAUAUUGUGCCAAAGCCUGGUGGAGCCCACCGUCUACUACCUAACAUCUUGCUUUAUCUGGCAACAUAAAUGUCACCCAUUUUGAGCCAGGUGUUCCUCUGUUGGGCCAGUCUAGGAAUUUAGGAUUGAUAGAUUUUCUUCUGAUCAACACCCUCCCUCCCUACACCCACCUACCUACCAACCACCCACCCUGCCUCCCCCCUGAACCUAUCACUGGGUUUUUGGGAAGAUGGGCUGUCUUGGCAAUAGUAAGACCGAAGACCAACGAAAUGAGGAGAAGGCACAGAGGGAAGCCAACAAAAAGAUAGAGAAGCAGCUCCAAAAAGACAAACAGAUAUACCGAGCGACUCACCGGCUACUACUAUUAGGUGCCGGUGAAUCCGGGAAAAGCACGAUAGUCAAACAGAUGCGAAUAUUGCACGUCAAUGGCUUCAACGCAGAGGAGAAAAAACAGAAAAUCCAUGAUAUCAAAAACAACAUUAAAGAAGCUAUAGAGACGAUUGUGUCUGCCAUGACUACGCUCACACCGCCAUGCAAGUUAGCCUGUCCUGCAAACCAAUGCCGACUCGAUUAUGUCCUGCACCAAGUAAACCAGAAGGAUUUUGAGUUUCCUUCGGAGUUUUAUGACCACGCAAAGAUCCUCUGGCAGGACGAUGGUGUGCGGUCCUGCUGGGAAAGGUCCAACGAAUAUCAACUCAUCGACUGCGCACAGUACUUCUUAGACCGGAUCGAUGUGGUCAGGCAGAAUGACUACACACCCACUGAUCAGGACCUGCUGAGAUGCAGAGUUCUGACAUCUGGGAUCUUCGAGACACGAUUUCAAAUAGACAAAGUCAAUUUCCAUAUGUUCGAUGUCGGAGGUCAGAGGGAUGAACGUCGAAAAUGGAUCCAGUGUUUUAACGAUGUGACGGCCAUCAUCUUUGUGGUGGCGAGUAGCAGCUACAACAUGGUGAUCAGGGAAGACAAUCAGACCAACAGACUACAGGAAGCGCUCAACCUUUUCAAGAACAUUUGGAACAACAGGUGGCUACGGACUAUUUCGGUAAUCCUCUUCCUGAACAAACAGGACCUGCUCGCUGAGAAGGUUUUGGCAGGGAAAUCUAAAAUCGAGGAGUAUUUCCCGGAGUUUGCACGCUACACUACACCUGACGAUGCAAUACCAGAGCCGGGUGAGGAUCCCCGCGUCACAAGGGCAAAGUACUUCAUUCGCGAUGAGUUUCUGAGGAUCAGCACAGCCAGCGGGGAUGGACGGCAUUACUGUUACCCCCACUUCACCUGCGCGGUCGACACAGAAAACAUCCGCCGCGUCUUCAAUGACUGUCGCGACAUCAUACAGAGGAUGCACCUACGGCAGUACGAGCUCUUGUGAUGGGCAGCGGCGUCCGGCCUACUUAUCUACCUACCAACCUACCCAUCUAACCCCACCCCCCACCCCCCAUGACCAGUUAGCCAAUCACCGUCCCCCUCCACUUCCACCAACUUCACCAAACAACCGAGCCCUCCCCUCCAUCCUGAUACAACUCCUACUUCUCCCGGUGACACGACUUCAGAAGAACAGGACAGUGGAAAGACUUUUCUUUAAAAAAGGAAACACAGAUAAGGACACACCAACAUUCUCAUUAACUAUUAGCCAGGACUGACGGCUGUACUCAGCUUCACUUUGACCCAGAAAAGAGGGUCAAGACUGGAAUCCCUCAGUGCACACUAUCCCUCCUUUUCACUCUUGUUCUCUCUCUUACUCUCUCUCAGAUAUAUGAACAAACACACACUCACAGGUACACACACACACACACACUACAGCAUAAGACAUUCAGAGCCCUUAGAUAGGUUUUAAUGUCUCAUAUCGCACACACACACACACACACACACACCCUUUUAAAACCAACUCCUCCUGCUUCUAACAAUCGGCAGAGGCUGAAUGAAAUAAUGCAUUCUGAGAGAGAGGAGUUUAUUCACCGCGUGCUGAAGACGACGACGACGACGGAGGAGGAGAAGAACGGAACAAUGGACAUGGAGGAUGGCGAACUGAGGAGGGCUGUGAGCCUUUUUUGUUGCCCGAACAGACGGACUAAUUGACAAACGGCUGCCUGUGGACGUGAGCGUGACUCGAACAUUAGACCACACGGCUCACAUGAUCUGCUCUUUAAAAAACCAAUUGAGGAGAAAACAAAAAACAAAUGGAGGGAAAAAAAUGAAAAGAAAAACCAUACAAUGCAUAAAUUCAUGCAUACCAGUGAACUUCAUGCAGUGCAAAAAAUCGAAGCUAUAUAUAUAUUUAUAUAUAUGUGUGUGUGUAUUUAUAUAUAUAUAUAU
This is a messenger RNA of Cottoperca gobio, 3569 nucleotides long. RefSeq names its product guanine nucleotide-binding protein G(s) subunit alpha-like. Lineage: Eukaryota; Metazoa; Chordata; Actinopteri; Perciformes; Bovichtidae. Gene Ontology annotation, molecular function: G-protein beta/gamma-subunit complex binding; mu-type opioid receptor binding; corticotropin-releasing hormone receptor 1 binding. The transcript has 12 exons. Gene Ontology annotation, cellular component: heterotrimeric G-protein complex; cytoplasm. Gene Ontology annotation, biological process: sensory perception of chemical stimulus; adenylate cyclase-activating dopamine receptor signaling pathway. The record is from RefSeq and is a predicted model, not a curated record. Bases 1486 to 2625 code for a protein of 379 amino acids.